GAAUGCGUAAGGUAUUAGUAUUAGGGUAUAAUAUUUUAUUAGAAUUAUCAUAAUAUGAAGGGAAAUGACCUUCCUCCUGUACUAUGUCUAAAAUAGUCCAAACAUAUUCCUGUAUUCUGCCAUUAUUGUAGGUAGUUGAGUUGUAUUGGAAAUGGGUACUUUCUGAUUUUGGCCACAGGUCCAAAACAUUUCAUGUGGUUCCCAAACCUGAUCAUAAUUAUAACUAAGAUAAGUAUCUUUCCGUCUUAGUGCACAAGAAAUGGAUAACUCAAGUGUACUUCUAGCAUAGUAAUCAAAGUGCCAAGUGCCUAAAAUACGUUGGUGUUAUUUUUUCCUUUUGACCCUAUGGAAGUAUUAUGUCAUUAAUAUUUAAUAUAAUAACCAAAUCAUCAUAGUCAAAUGUUUUCACCUGAUUUUUAGAAUACAACUUAAAACAUUGAGCUCAAAUCCAAUAAUUCUUGGAUUAGGCCUAUCAAAUCCGAUAAUUUUCUGAAGAUUGUCGGGUGAUGUAGUGACAUUGAUGCGAAAUGCAAUGUUGUCUGAAAAGACUGCCAUAAAUUUCACAUUAUUAAAUGAAGCAAAAUGCGAGAAACCCGUCAUUUGUGGAUAGGAAACCUUGCAGAUAAUAUUCGUGAAGAGCGGAUUGCAGAGCACUUCAAAAGAUAUGGCAAGAUUGACAAAGUCCGUUUCCUGCCAAGACGCAGUGGAGAAACAGGACUGUCUGCCUGUGUUGCUUUCAUGGACAUUCGAUCAGCUCAGAAAGCAAAAAGUGGAGUGAAUGUUUUGGGAGAUCGUGAACUUAUUACAGACUAUUUUGAUCCAGCCGCUCGCUCUUCAUCAGGUGCAGCUGAUGAAGCUCCUAAACAUGGCCAGCAACAACAACAACAGCAUCGCACCAACCAGACUCGACGAUAUGAAGCGCAUAGAGAAAGUGCUGUUGUUGGGGAAGAAAAACCUGGAUAUGGCGACAGAUACAGCAGAGAUAGACAAGCAUCUUAUGAUAGAAGUUAUCAGACGUCGAAUAUCCAAGCUGGUGGAACAGAAAAUUAUGACAGUGACAGUAGAGGGAGAAUUGAGGGAAACAUCAAAGUCAAGUCAAGAUCUAAGGGUUCUAAUUCUUCUGCUAAAGCUUCUCACGAUCCAUCUAGCAAAAAGCACAAAGCUGACUCAGCCAAAAGUGCAAAAAAGAAAUCUAAAAAGAUGAAGGAUGAAGAUGGCAGGCAGAAACAAACUGGACCUAAGAAAAUAAAACAAAAGCACGCUAAAGAAAGGGGAAGAUCACCCACUGUCAAGCGUAAGAAAUCUGCUAAUGCUUCGACAAGUCCAGGCGGUGGUAAAAAAUCUGGCAAGCUUGGAGCAGGAAGCAGUAGUGCUGGCAGAUCUUCGUCAAGUGGUUCUGUAAGUAUGAGUACAAGUGGAAGUGGAAGAACAUCUUCGACAUCGUCAACCUCAUCUUCCGUUUCGGGAAAUUCAUCCAGAACGAGAACCACCACCAACUCUGGCAGUGAAUCAAGCUACGAGACUGAAGGCCCACCAACACAUCAAAAGUUAGUUGCAAUGUGUAUAAAGAAACUUCCGGUCAGGCCUACAGUCACAAGCUUGAGAGAUGGUGUUUUCCACGAGUUCAAGAAGUAUGGAAAAGUUAAAUCUGUGCUUAUUCGAGGAGAAGGGGUUGAUCGACAUGCACUGGUCCUGUUUCGAACUGCAGCUGAAGCAAACAAAGCUGUCAGUCAUGCAAAAACUAAACUCCUCUUCGGUGCUGCGAUUGAAGCUAGCAUUUAUGAGGGAGAAGUUAGUGGACAAGAACUCGAAGAAGGUGGUGGUAUCAUUGAUGAAUUUCAUCCAAGAGCAUCACGAACUCUCUUUGUUGGUAACCUCGAUAAAACAGUUGGAUACAGUGACAUUCAGAAUAUAUUUAUUAGAUUUGGAGAAAUAGUGGCGAUUGAAAUUAAAAAACAGCACAAUAUACCCCAGUAUGCUUUUCUGCAAUAUACAGAUAUUCUCAGUGUGAUAAGGGCCAUUACAAAAAUGGAUGGUGAAAAAUUGGGUCGAAACACGCUAAAGCUUGGAUUUGGUAAAACCGUCAUGUCAUCUUGCCUUUGGGUUGAUGGAGUUACAGACAGUUUCACAGAAAAUUAUCUGGCAAGCUGCUUUCAGAGGUAUGGUCCAGUAAAGCAUGUCGUCAUCGAUCGAAACCGCGGCCAGGCUCUUGUAUUUUAUUCCCAAUUUGAUUUUGCUCAAAGUGCGAUGGCAAAAAUGAGGGCACGGAUACUAAAUGGUAGUCGUCUUAAAAUGGAUUAUGCCAGUAAUGAACUGAUUGAUAUUUUUCUAAAACACAUGCAAACGUCUGGUCAAAGUAUUAAGGGACUCGAAAACAUUAGACAGUUGAUGCAACCUGCUUCGUCUCCUCCAUCAUCGUCCAUGCAAGGGCCUGGAUCGUCUUAUUCUCGUGCAUCUGUAUCUCAGGAUACGAGACAACAAUACUAUGAUGAUCGUUCACAAUCAAGUUUUGGUGACGACCCAUAUGGAUCCACUGAUCCCAAUUAUCGAAGAGGUUGGCGAGGACGAAGUAGGGAUCGAUAUCAGUAUCCUCCCGAUCAAUCGUCUCGACAUGGUAAAAGAAGUUAUGAGGACUCAUAUGAAAGGCAAGAUUUUUACAGGGAGCGUUCACCACCUGCCUGGGAACACGAUGGGUAUAAUGAGAGGCGAACGACUGUAUCUUCCCAUUAUGAUCAGGAUUACAGACAGAAGGAUUAUGAUAUCCGCCGUGAACCUCGUACAUAUAAUAGAAAGUCUGCUCGCGGAAAUGUUCCGUAUGAUGAAAUGUUCCAGGGUGGUUAUCGAACUUCAAGAGAUCGAGGUAGAGAGGGAGAUAGAGAAAGAGAGAUAGAACACGUAAGAGACCGUGAUCGAGUGGGCGAACAAUAUUAUAAUCGCGCUGCUCAUUCAUCUCCAGUACAUCCUCGCUAUGUAUCGCACAGAAGUCGAAGUAUUUCUCCACAACCGAAUGUGGGACAGCGUGAUGCAGAUACAUAUAGCACAGAAAGAACAGUGACGUAUCGAAGAAGGGGUCGAAGUGGGAGUCGAUCUCCUGACCUCUCGGUUGAUUCUCUAAGAAGACGCAACUCGAUGGAAAGUAAAUCAUCCUCUCAUUCUGGAUCCAGGUAUACAUCUCGAACUGGGGAUAUUGAUAUGAGAGAGAAUAUGUCAAUACUCAUGGAAGGAGAAGACAAAUUGUCCAUCAACAGUCCGAUUGGAGAAGUUGAAUUCAAUGAAAAACAGAAAAAGCUGCGUGUCCGAAAAAGAGUAAUAGAAGAAUCACCUGUGAGAGAUUUGAGCGAUUCAUCACCAAAACCUCACCGGCGCCUCGGAUAUAAAAAUUCGGCUUCUGAAAACGAGAAGGCCUCAUCUUCAUAUCGUAAUAAAGAAGACAGGAGAAUAGUUGAAGAAACUCAGUGGGCGUCGGAAUCACCAACUUACUCUGAUAAUAGAAGUCGAAGUGGAACUCCCACUCGUGAUGAAAAUCAAGACUUGAUAGGUGAAGUUAUCAUUAAGCAACCUUCUUCAUCGAAGUCUAGUCAUAGAAUUGUAGAAAAAGCAUCUCGAACCAAAGAAGACUCCAAGCAACGCUCUGGAGAGCGCAAGGACAAAAACAAGCCCCAUGAUAAAGAUUAUCGAAAGGGGUUCACAGCUUCAGAUGAGAUUCGCAAAUUGGACAGCGCUGUGAAAGGUAAAACUGGUCGUUCCAACUCUGCAUCUCUCAUUCAAAGGGUUCAUUCCCCUUCUGAAUUAGAAAGAAAAACGAGUGCAAUUUAUACAAAAGAUUUUGAUUAUCGUAAACACAGUGUGGUUCGUUCUUCAAAAUCAAGCGGAGAUGUUGUGUCAAAACACUCAUUGAAAAUCCCAUCAAAGCAUGACGAAGCAAGUGAAAAAAUCAAGCGUUCGAAACUUCAAAGUCAUGUAAGAAGUCCCAGAGCGAGUUCUGAAUAUGGUGACGAGGCAAAAAACUCUCCACUUUCUAAUUCACCCGCUUCUGAUCAGCCGAGGCGUCGAUUGUCCAGUUCAUCAAAGCUGUUAAAAAGGGAAUAUUCACCAAGACCCGAUGAUAUGCAUGAACCAUAUUCCGAAAAAUAUUCGAAAACUGACAAUGAAAAGACAAGAAUUGUAAAUGAAAAACAGAAACAUUUAAAAGAUCGAGUCUCCAGUAGUAGAAGCAAGGAAAGAGAUGAGGAAAACAUAGAUGUCGAUGAAAGAAGAUCUUAUUCUCAAAAAAGACGACAUUCUGCUGGAGACAGUGACAGUGAAGAAAUGCACACAAAACGUGAUAGAAAAUCCUCAACAGGAGAUCAUGCUCGACAUAAGAUGUUAUCACAGAAACACGAGGCACCAAUGUCCAUUGCACGCCAAAUGUUUCUUCAAGAAGAAGACGUUGAAUCUGGGGCAGAAAGUCCGCUGCACGUUAAAGAUGGCAAAUCAAAUGUUAUUGAUGAAAAAGUUGAGAGGAGAGAUGAAUCAGAAACAGCUGAGCAAGACCAAAAAGAUGAAAAUCCAUCUGAAGAUUCACCAACUUCUGAUUUCUCAAGUGCUAAGCUUGCUGUUGCUCAGUCCCUGCUUCCGAAACGUCUCCCUAAGAGCGUUCCAACAAAAGAAACAGAAAAAACUUCACCGGCCGUUGAAGAAAAAGUCGAAAAAAAACAGUCACAAGAUGGCAAUUUGACUGAUUUAGAAAAAGAAAAAGAAAGAUUACAGCAGUUAUUGUCCAAGCUUGAUUCAGAGAAACACCUCGAUGUGAAGGCAGCUGCAGAGGUGGCUGAUGUUGUGUUGCAAGAACUGACUCAAAAAGCAAAGUCCAAAAUUCUUGCAACAAAAACAUUGAAAGAUGUUUCCAUAAUAAAAGAUUCUGUUACAGAAAAAUCGGAAAAAAUAUCCACGGAACCUUCAAGUAGUAACGACCAUGCGCAGGAAAUCAGGCAAGAAGAAAACGAAACCUAUGAAGAUGUCACAUUUGAAGAAGAAGUUGUUGUUGAUACAAUAGAAGAAGUCAUGGAAGAUGAAGUUAUCGAAAGUGAAAUUGAAGAGGUUUCUGUCAUACAUGAAGAAGUGGAAGAUCAAGUAGAAAAUCCCCCUGAAAACAUCGUCUCACAACCUGUUACAAUUGAUGUACAAGUACCUGUCCCAGUCGUUCCUGUGAUAACAGCUCCAAAAUCUGAGAACAUCGACAAUUCACAAGGAUAUCGUAAGCAAAUGGAAGCAAAGAAAAAAGAAUCGGAACAUCUUGAGAAAAAACGAGAACACAACAGAAAAAAACUGAUGAGAAAGCAAGAAAAAGAAAAGAAAAAACAUAUAAAGAAAGUGUCGGCUAUGCGAGGGCCUAGCCAAACCGUUAUCAGUUCAGUUGAUGAUGGAGAGGACGAUACGGCUUCACCAGAAGAAACUGAAGAUUUAUCAAAUCAAGAUGAAACAUCACAGGAAAGCGCAAAUAUCACAAAACAGGACGAGAAAGAUACAGAAGGAAGCUCCUCACAGGAUCAAGCAUCAAGCCAGGGUGUCGAGUCUAGUAACGUUGAUUGCAGUGGAGAAAAUUGUGAACCAUUAGAUGCAAAGAAGUCUAAAGUAACAGAGCCAAGUGGUGAAGACAAAAAAGACACGCAGAAUUUGGAUUUACAGAAACCGUGGCCUCCUGACAAACCUGGUGAUGAGAAAGUUACUUCCGCUUCGCUUGAACAAGCCAACAAUCCCAAUUCUGAUAUUAACGAAAACAAAGAAAUUACUCCAAAUCCGGUUGAUGCAAAUUUACAAACAGCAGUGGUUGAAGAUGCAAAAAACACAGAAAAUAGUGAACCUGUCCCUGGAAAGACUAUUUCACCUUUGACCCCAGGUAGUGUUGGACCUUCACCCAUGGUCACCACACCUCAGCCCGUCAGUAAAAAUCCUUCUCCACAAAGUGCGGGGCAUGGUAUAACACCAGGGUCACUCGCAAGUUCUUCAUUGUCACAAAAGUCGUCACGCAACACACCUGCGACUACUCCAUCAACUACUCGAACACCUAAUUUCACAACGCCAUCUCCCGCGUCUACAUCAUCUACGUCUUCCUCGAAAUCUCAGAACAAGCAACAUCAAACUAAAAACGCAGCUCCCAUCUCUUCUCAUAGACAGUCUGGUCAAGUUCCUUCACAUUCAUCAAAAAAGCAGAGUCACCAUAGCCGGUCAGAUCCGCAUGCAAGGAAUCGUGGCAGCCACAGUUCUGCAUCUGAUUACAAAAGAAAAGGAGGUCACCAUCAUCACCAACAUAGAACGUCAUCUUCCUCACACAGUUCAAAGUUCACAUCGGAAAGCUCAAAGAUGAAAAAUAUCAUUCCUAUUUCCAGAAGACCAAUGGCAAGCAUCACUGUGGGACUUGAUGCAAGUCCAUCAAAGCCACUGGGUAAAAGUGAAUUGGAAAGAUUAAAAAUAGAGUUGGAAUCGGUGAAAAAUCAGUUAAAUUUGGAGAUGUCACCAAGUUCGUUAUCACCAUGCUCUGAAGAUGAAGCAGCUGUCGGAAAAUCGCCUGCACAACUUUUAUCUCCUGUCAGUCCUGUUCUCAGAAGCCCAGCAGACAUGCCGGUGUCAAGAAAAGUGGAUACUACACCAUUAGCUAACACUCAAUCUGGAGUGAGCCCAAGUAGUACUCCAACAUUGACAGAUCGCUUGAAAUUGAUUGGUCGAGUAAAGAAACGUACACCUGGCUCAACACCUUCUGUCAAAAACGAAGUCACUCCUGUUCAAAAUUCUAACCAAAAGCCUGAUGAGAUCCGCCAAUCUCGAAUAUUUAGGUCAAAUAUAUUUGAUCAAGAUUCUGAAAGGUUAUCUCAUGUUCGUCGACAACUUGAAGAAGAAAAAAAUGCAGAUCAGAAGGCAAUCCCGUUUUCUAGUGGAGUUCCCUUAUUUGCCGGAUCGAAAUUUCUUGAGCAAAGUCCAGCAGUGAAUAUUUUAAGUAGUUCUGGUUCUCUGAAUAUCGCUCAGUCUUCUCUUUCAAAAGAAACAAAUGAUAAUUCAGCUGUUUCAAUGUUAUCUACUUCAAACUCUUUGCCAGCCCCCGUUGACGUCGAUGUUGCAUCCCGCCAACUCCCACUUUCUUCAUUAAGUGGGCCAAAAAACGUGUAUUCUCUCAGCAGCUCUGAACUUCCCGCUACUGCUGAGAGAAAAGCACACGAUUUUGCCGGGAAGAAUUGCAAUAUUAUUGUAGAGAAUAACGAAGACAAGAAACAUACAGAAUCUGAUGAUUUGCAAGUCGAGGUUCAACAUCUACCAGCUUUUUCUAAUGAUUUUACAAAUAGUAAUGUAGGUGUACGAGAUCCAUCACCAUCGAUGCUAAAAUCUGAAGAUCAAACUGUCUCGGAUUCUACGUCUAUCACAGAGGCAGGUGAUUUUGCUGAAGAAACAUUUAUUUUAGACAUACCAAAACCAAAAUUAGAAUUAAAAGAAAAUGAGAAUAUUGCACUGAAUGAAAAAUCAUCUUCGAUUUUGCAUACAAACUCUGAAGUUUUAGACGUUGAACCUGCUAAGGUUGAAAUGACUGAAAUUGAUCAGAAUCCCAAAACUCUUGCUGCUAUUUCAUCCAUCGCUACGCAGAAAACUGAAAAUAUUGAAACUGCGGAAAAGGACCCAAAAUUUGGGGAAAAAUCUGAUUCGAGUGUAAUUGAAAAUGAAAACCAACAACAGAAUAUAGCCACUGAAGCUGAUGUAGUUAAAGAUGAAAUUCCAGAUGCCUUAUCUGGUAUUGUCACAGAAGACGGAAAUGAUGAUCACUAUCUAGGUGAGAUAGUAGGUGACAUGGAUGUUUAUGCAGGUAGUUGUAUGGAGAUUGAAGAAACUUGCGCUGAAUUAGAAAUUGCGGAAAAUGAUGAUGACAUUGUCAUGGAUGUAUCAGAAGCUGGUGGAAGAGAGGAAUUUGAAUCAGAGGCAAAAAUCAUUGAGGAUCAAAAAAAUGAUGCAGAUUUAAAAGAACCUGUGAAAAGUAAAACUGAAAAAUCAGAAUUAACUGAAGAUAUUUUGUUGCCUGAAGCCAAAAUUAUAGACAAACCAACAUCUACUGUUGUCGAAAAGGAUGAAACUACAAAGGAGAUAAAAUCAGAUGAAAAUAUUGAUAAAGAAAAAACUGAGGAUUUAUCUGAUGAGAAAGUAAAGACCGAAACAAAAGUUAAAAGCGAGCGCAAACAACAAAAAGAAACUAUAUCUAAGGAAAAAGUAGAACAAUCAAAAUCAGUUGAAAAGGGUACAUCGGCCUUCAAAGAAAAGGUUAAGGCGAAAGUAAAACAUGCAGACAAAACUGUCAAAAUUCCCCAUGAUAAACAGGAACAUGUUAAAGAUGUUACGAAGUCUGACAAAAUUGUGAAACAUAAGAUGAGUUCUGAAAGUACCGUGAGUAAAAACACCGGCGAGCUGAAGAAAGAAAAUCCUAUUGUUGGAAAGAAAGAUCAAGUUGGGAAUAAGAAGCCUAAGCACGAUAUAAUAAAACAUAAAACUUCAAAAUCUGCCGAUACAAAACCAAAGAGUGAUGUAGUUUCUGCAGAAAAAGCAAAAUCGGAUAAAAGUAAAUCCAAAUCCCAUUUUCGGAAAGAGAAAGACUCUAAAAUUAUAACGAAAACAUCAACAUCUUCAAUUGAAGGUGACAAAGCAAAAGUGUUGCCUCCAAAAAACCAAGGUGAAACGUCUUCUCCUAAAAAGCAGCAACAGACGGAUAUAAAAUGUCUUUCAACCAGUAGCAAUAAUCCAAAAGAUGUUACGAAAAAGAAUCCCAAUCUUCAAGAUGUCGCCGCCGUCUCUAAGUCAAAAGAAAAAGAGCGAACGUCUUCUAAAGAGAGAAAAACUGUGAAAGAUAUUAAAAAAGAAAAAAAGUCAUCAUCAUCAUCAGAUAAACUACUCAGUUCAAAGUCAGAAUCAAAAAAGUCAAAGAAAGUCAAUAUAAAGGUUGAAAAAAAUGACGGAAAUCCAUCUGUCGGUCAGUCUUCAGAUAAAAGCGAAAAUGUAAAACCAAAAAUCAUCGGGGAUAAUAUUGAAGAAAUGAAACAGGAGCCGAAAACAGCAAAAGAUAAAACUGUAACUGUUUCCAGAACUGACUGCGAAAAACAAACAACUAAGCCAAUUCCUCAUGAUUCUAAGAAACAACAAGACAAAAUCCAAAAUGAAAAUCCGUCAUCAGAACCCAGAAUAACCAGCAUAAAAGAACCUGUAGAAAAUAUAUCAAGCAAGAAGAAGAAGAAAAAGAAAAAGCAAUCUGACAAAGACGUCACUGCAAAUGAGAAAGGCAAACUAACUAGAAAAAUUUCUGAAGAUCGUUCGAAAUCUAAGCCUGAGAGUUCAAAUUAUGAAAAAUCUGAUAAAAGGGAUCCUAACAUUGCUGAAAAAGUGAAAAUGUUGUCAAAAUCGAUUUCAAAUAAAUCAAAAUUGUCUUCAGAAUCUAAAAGCUUGUCUGUUGAAGUUUUAUCAGAAAAAAGUGGAUUGCACGGCGAUCGUAUCAAAUCUAAGUCACAUAAAAAAGAAAGCACGAGUGACAAAGUUUCCAGUUCUGAUAUAUCAAAGAAAAAAUCCAUCAAACCACAUGAUGAUCUCAAAGUGUCGCAUUCAUUACCGGAUAAAUCUUUAAAAGAUGUGUCUGGAACUAAGAAAAGUUCAAGUAAACAAGUGUCUAAUUUGAAAACUACUGGAAAAGCGUCAUCUGCCAGUCCAGCAUCCAUCUCGCAGUCUCGUUAUUCCAUGAUUUAUGACUCUUCAUCUAGUGAUUCUGAAAUGAGUCCAGCAAAUCCGCCUUCGAAAAAGAAAAAAGUUAGAAACGAAUCGGAAGUAGAAGAAUCAAAAAAUUUACAAAAAAGUGAAGCUGUCAGGGAUGAUAAAAACAAAAGUAAUGAGAAGUCUGGUCCAAAACGAAUGAACUGGAGCACGUCUUCCAUGUCGUCAUGUUCGUCGAUCGACGCUGGUGCUCCGCCACCUAUCCUUCCAUGCUCCUCACUGGUAACAGAGACAAUCAAAAAUGAAACUAUCCUUCCUCCAGGUUAUGAUGAUGAUGAUGCUGACGAUCGUUAUUCUGACAAAGAUGACAAAAUGGCCGACAUCCUUUUGAAUCGAAUCGAACACGAAUCGAAUGUAAAGACUGAAGAGAAAAGUGAUAGUGCAAGAGAAAUGUCACCUAUUUUAGGAGGAAAAAUAAAGAAGAAGACAACACAGCUAAAAAAAGAUUCAAAUACGAAAACACCAGACAAUGCGAUCAGGCGUCUGAUUGUAACUUCUUCUGAUAGUGAUUCGUCGGAUCAAGAACUGGUCAUAUCUAUGAGUAGCACUGAUGAUUCUGAUGACGAAAUUGGUUCAAUGUCCGCAUGGGCUAAAGUCGAUGCUGAUGCCGCUAAAGCGGAGACUGAAGAAAAGAAAACUCCACAAACUGGUAAAUCUGAAUACGGAUUAGAUCUCUCAUCAGACAGUGACUCGACAGGCGAGGAAUUCCCCGUGGUGGCAAAAACGUCUGAAAAGAAGAAAAUUGAAAGCAAUAAAGUUUCUAAAAAACUGUCCAAGAAGCCAGAAAUAUUGAAAAAGAAAACAUCGAAAUCAGGGAUGUCCAAAUCCAAGACGAAGAAAGAUUUAUUCUCUGAUAAUUCAGAUACUGAUUCUGAAGCUGAAAAAAGGGAUUCAAAUAAGAAAACGUUGACUAAGCCACCGAAAGAUUCAAAGAAGGGAAAGGAUGUCGGCCUAACACCCAGCGGUUCAAAAUUGUCUGAAUCAGCAAAAAACGCCAAAGCAAAACCACUUGUGACAAAGACUGAAAAAGUAAAAUAUAAAUCUGAUAUAGAGUUCUCAUCUUCUAGCGAUUCUGAUGAUUUUGACGCUGUUUUUACUUCAAAACAAUCAGAGAAAAAGAAAGACGUUGUGGAAAUUCCUCCUAAAUUAAAAGACUCAUCAGGUAGUAAAUCCUCAAAAGCGAUUAUUGACAAGACAAAAUCAGAUUCCAAAUUGGCAAAACGAAGUUUCAAAUCUGAUGAUAAAAAAGAGAAACUAAAAGUGAAAUCUGCUAGUGUGGAAAAGUUACCUUCUACAGAUAAAUUGAAAGACAAUUCAUCAAAAUCACACGGUGACAAAACUUUGCAAAAAAUACAACACCAUGGAACAUCAAGAUCACCAGCUAAAGAAAAAACAAAAACAGUAAAGGAAUCUACAUCAGUUGUUGACAGCUCAAAACAUGAAACUAAGGUGUCUUCCUCAAGCAAAAAAGAGCAUUCUCAUAAGUCCAAGCAUAGUGGUGGUAAAAAUGUUCCAACAACAAAAUCACACACAUCUGAUGGUAGUUCAAAGACUCCACACAAAAGUACCGGUGAAGGUGUUUUGCAAAAACAUUCGAAAAAAUCUUCUAAAACUGAUGACAAGAAAAUUUUGGAUACAAAACCAUUAGAAUCUGAAGUUUUUGUCAAAGAUCCCAAACUUCAUCAAAAACCGAAAAUUGAGUCAAAGAAUAAUGAUGCGAGUGAAAAUCCUGAUGUACAUAAACAUCACAAAAAGAAGAAGAUGAAGAAAGCACACAAACUAGAAGAAAAAAGCAAUGCGGAAUCGCAGCAUAAAGAAAAAAAGACAACUGAGCUGUCUGGGAAAGAAAGUGCCGACAAAGAGCAAAGAAUUGAGAAAGACAAACUUACAAUUCCAUCCGCCUCUCAAAGCCAAAUGAUUACAUCAAAGUUGAGUGAGAUGGAGCAGAAGGCUUUAGCACGAAGUUUGUUUAAUUCUGACAGCGAUGAUGAUGACGAUGAAAAUAUCAUUGAUGAUAAUACUGAAAAUUUCCCGCUUUCCACUUCUAAACAACAUGGUAAAGAUACAAUAUCAACUGAUCGUAAAUCACCAAAGAAAAAGGUUAAAGAAGAAAUUGCACUUGGAGAUACUAGUCAUACAAAAGAAAAAGGCCACAAACAUGAAUCUAAUUAUCAGAAAUCGAAAACUUCUCUUACUAAAAUGCCGAGUCUGCACCCAUUACAUUCACACCGGUUGUCGAGUCCAAAAUCGUCAGAAAAGCGACGUGGAAGUGCAGAAAGCUUUUUGACUACAAGCACAACUGAUGAAAGUGAUUUGGAACAGCGAAUGGCAGUUCAGUCCGCUAUAUCAUCGUUAGAUCAUGAUGAUGACAUGGCUAUUUCUCCUGAUCUAGUGGACAUUAAACAAGAAUCAGGUAAUCACGAAGAAGAGGAUGAUAACCUGCCGCCACCUUUCGUCAGUAAAACCAUGUUUGAAAAAGAUCAAAAAUCGGAGAUGGGUUUUGAUGUAAUGUCAAGCACUGAAAAGAAUCUUCCAUCCAGUCCUUCUAAGUCAUCUCAUGUAAAAUCCGAGAGUGCCAAACCAAUUCAUUCUACAGAAAAAAAGAAAAAGUCCAAAAAGGACAAGUCUCACAGAGAAAGACGAGGUCAUAAAUCAUUAAAGCCUCAUGUCCCUGGAUUUUCUUUGUCGAAGCAUGGUUUACCAUUUAGUGGAAAAGACAGACGUGAACACAUUGAUAAAUUGAAGUCAUCAUCUCACGAGAGAGAUGAAGAAGCAGUGCGUUCCAUCAUGGGUAUAUUAGAUGAAAGUUCAGAUGCAGAUUCUUACUUUUCUGACGUACGUCCAGAAGAUUCUUCAUCACAUGCAUCAAUGUUGGGAAAUCAAACUCCCGACUCAGACAGAGGACGGAGACGUAGUCUGGAUUCAGACGCCAGUACAGGACGAAGCAAAAGUUCCACAGCACCAGUUGUCGCAUCUGAUGCAUCAUUCGAAACUCUACAUGAGGUGGAACCCAAACCAGAAGUUGUUCAAACGACAGAGAAUGUAAAAGUCGAAGAUUCUACUGAUGUAAUUGAUACUCGAACGACAGCAGAAGAAAAUGAAUUAGCAGCUGCUGUUAGUUCCAUUGAAGCACUUUUUGGUGAUUUCGAUAACAAACCAUCAACAUUUGAAGACUUCUCUAGUGCUGGGAGUAGUGCAGGGUACAAUGAGCAGCAAGUUGCACAAGAUCAAGUACUCGAGCCAGAAAGUAAGUCUAAUUCUAAAGAAGAGAAGGAUUUGUCACAAGAAGACUUGGAUAGGGGUUCUGACGAGGCCGCUAUGGCCGCUUCCACGUUGCUAAUGGAAACAAAUGAAGAGGAUAACACUCCUUAUUUUGGAUAUAGGGAUUUUCAAAAUCAAAAGCCAUUGUUCGAGAAUUCAAGCAAUAGAAAAACUAGCACUGAAUCCAGGUAUUCUGACGAUGCAUUUGUAAGAAGGAGUAGUAAAGAAAUGGAUAUCGAAUUACCAUCAAUUCGUACUGAUAUCGGUGUCAUUCCAGCUACUGUAAGUGAUCAAAUCGCGGAUCAACUGCCGUCUAGUGGUCAAUCGAAACCAUCAAGAAAGAGACAACGGCAAACUAAAAGUGCAACAUCAUCUGUUCGAUCAUCGAGUCUGGAAAGUAAAUCUGAUUUAACUAUGUCAGAUGCAAGUGCGAGCGAGUCAGAGCUUCUAUUGCAUGAGACUGGAAACUCAGACAUUGUUCGGCAUGGAAAGGGAGCAAAGCAAAGAAAAAUUGGUGGCAGUCCAUCACAUAUCCAGUCUGGAAACUCCAACAAGAGUGAUUCAUAUGAUUUUGACGCAAGUUUAAAAACUCAGAGUUUGAGUUUGCCAAAACCGGAAACAUCAGUUGAAACUUUACCGUUCGUUCCUUCAAGCAACACAACUACAUUUUCCAACCUGGUGCCAUCAACAACAACCUCAAGCAUUCCUGUGUCAUCUAUCCCUCCUGCACCAUUUGUUACUGUCUCGAGCACUCCACCCACUGCUGGAACAAGAUCUUCAAGCACCGAGAAAAGUCCUCUGGACAUCAAACCACCUUCGGUGAUACCCACACAUCAACCGAGACGAACCAGUUAUGAUAUUGAAUCAUCAAAUAUAGCAGUGGGUCAAGCCAAAAGAAGAGCUUCUACGUCAUCAUCGACUGCUCCCUCACCCACUCAUGGUGGGUCACAGUUUACCCAACUAACAUCCUCUGCUUCGUCUUUCGGUGGAAUGCACAUGCCUGGGUCUUCAGUCUAUCUUUACAAUAACUCAGCUUUUCUUCCUCAAAAUCCUACAGUAAUUGGUGAUCCAACUAUAACCCAACCAUCACCCACCAUUACACAGUCAAAUAUGAACCCCGCUACACUUUCCCCUCAUCAGACAUCGCCACGAUUUUUUCACCCAACUGGGCAAGUUUUUCCGCAAGCACAUCUUACCAGUCCCCGUGCCGGUCAUCCGUCAACUACAAUGCAUUCGAUGAUCCCUAGUUCUGUCCAGCUUUCGCAGCCACAAGUUUAUUAUCCACACAUUUCUCAGGGACAUUCAGCUUAUAUGACCACCACUAUGAGGCCCAUGGUGUCAUAUGCUAAUUUGAGGCAUACAUCACCAACCUCUGCUCAGGGAAUUCAGGCUCCUUUACAAUUUGUUCCUCGCCACACUCACCCACCUCCUCAACCCAAUGCUUCAUCACAUACUAAUUUAACCAGCAUGCCGAGUCAUUUUCCCAACACGAGUAUUGUCGGAUCUAUCGGACAACAACCUGUAUCCACCAAUAACACUCACUCGAGCACGUCAUACUCUCCAGCUUUAUCUUUAUAUUCUGCUACAGCUGCUGCGUCUUUAACAACGCCCUCUUCUCGUCAACAUCAAGCACCACAAGCGGUACAACAGAGGAUUCCAGAGACCAGUCAGACGGCUCAGCACCACGUCGGAGUCCCCACAUAUCCUCAUGCACAUCAUGUUCGACCACAUCAGCCCCCAGUUUCCACUCAGGCAUCGAUUCCGCAGAAUAUCGUCACGGCGACUCGUACAGAUACAACACCAAAAUCACUUCCCAGACCCCAGCUUAUACCUCAGGGUAUGUUUCCUCAUGGAUAUCCAUUGCCUACACAGAUAUCGCCAAAAGGUUUUCCACAACAACCUUUUCCAAUUCUUUCACCAACUCGACAUUCUGCCGCACAGAUUUCCCCUUCAUCUGCAAUUCCACCUACAACUCCGCAAACACAAGAUAAAAGUAGAGCAGGAAUACAAAGGCAACCAUCAGAUCCAUAUCUGAUCAAACCAAAUGUUCCACCACAAUCUACUCAAACAGUAUCUUUAGCUUCUCCUCAUAUCAAAAUUACAGAAACUACAGGACAAGUGGUUACUGAAAAGACAGAAGCACCUCGACCACAGCCACCGAGCCCAGCUGUUCCGAAUACAUCACAACCGGUAAUGCCACAAAUGCCGCCACAGAUGUUUGCUCAUCACCCACACAUGUACUAUCCACAAGGUUUACAUACAUUGCCAGGAGGAUUUCCUGGAUUGCCAUACAUGGCCCAACCAUUUAUACUCAGACCCGGUAUACCACCACCUACUUCUGUCAUGCACCCUGCUGCUGCCCAGUUGCCAGAUAUUCGUCAUUCCCAACAAAAAAUGAUGUCACAACAACAAAGAUUGCAAUUAGAUAUACCACAAAUGCAGGUUACAACUGCGCAACAGCAGCCAUUGUCCCAUUCUCAAACACCAUUGAGAAAAGAACAAAAAAUACCUCAAACGGAGGCAACAAAGUCAUCACCAACUAUGCGUGAUCCACCGCAUUCACUGCGACCCCCAUUUGCAAUUCAUCAAGCAGGACCACCCCCACAAUUGCAUCCAUCUACACAAGCAACUUCUCAUCCUUCAUAUGGUCCACCAUUCACUGCUUCUCCUGUGCAUAGGUCAGAACGAGGAGAAAGGAUUGUUCGAAUGCCGAGCGAAAUAUCUCAAAUUGACAUGGUUGAUCAACAUUUCAGACAAUCUGGCAUUCCUACAACACCACCUCGUGCCAGUGUUCCCUCAACAAAUUAUCAGCCACAAACAGAUAAACCAAGACAAUUGGUUCCACCAAAACAAGAACAUGCCAAUGUUCCUCAAUCUCUUCCACAUCAUGUUUUGUAUCCACAGUCAGUUUUUCAAAGACCAGGACUUGGAAUGCCUCAUCCUCAUGGCUUUCGUUUACCCGCAGGAAUCAGAUAUCCAACUUCUCAGGCUGAUACUAUGUGGCUAAGGCCGGGAGCUAAUUUCAGGCCACCAACUGUUCCACCUAAUCUUGCACAGCAGCAGCAUUCUUUAUACGUUAGUGCAGCAGAAGCAAAUCGCCCGACACCGCAUCUCACGCCAGCACGUUCUCCUCAUCCGAGGUUACCGAGUAGUCAAGCACCACAGAGCACUCCUCCACCUUCUACAACACCAAAACCAGCGUCUUCUGCUCCUCCAAACGACCAAGUUAUGGAUUUAUUCCAGCGUUAUCCUGUGAUAUGCAAGGUCUUUUGGCAUUACGAAAUGAUUCAGCGGCUGUGCAAACUCAUUUUAUAUGUGGUGAUCUCGGACUAGCACAGGCUUGUUUGCCGAAACCAGAUGCCAGUCAGACCGAGACAGACAGAGAAAGGAAUUUAGCUGUACUCAGAAUCGUUCAAAGAAUGAGGCUAGAGCCUCCUCAACUCGAGGGAGUGGAUAAAAGAAUGACG
Styela clava is the source of this 16496-nucleotide messenger RNA. RefSeq lists its product as uncharacterized. Gene Ontology annotation, molecular function: RNA binding. The record is from RefSeq and is a predicted model, not a curated record. NCBI's taxonomy places the organism in Eukaryota, Metazoa, Chordata, Ascidiacea, Stolidobranchia, Styelidae.